Myxocyprinus asiaticus (Chinese sucker) is the source of this 3040-nucleotide messenger RNA. RefSeq names its product serine/threonine-protein kinase 31-like. The record is from RefSeq and is a predicted model, not a curated record. Gene Ontology annotation, biological process: protein phosphorylation. Lineage: Eukaryota; Metazoa; Chordata; Actinopteri; Cypriniformes; Catostomidae. Gene Ontology annotation, molecular function: ATP binding; protein kinase activity. The transcript is spliced from 24 exons.
GGAGAUUACAGAUGAUGAUGGCUGCCAUGUUGAUGGUGAUUUUAGGUAGAUCUCAUGGAUCAGUCCGGGAUUAAGCCUGAAAAAAUGGAGCUGGUUGUUGUCACUCAUGUUGUGGAUGCCAUCACGUUUUGGGCUCAGAGUGUGGCAGACAAAAAUGAGAAGAUAGAUGCUGUACUUUCAGAAAAGUGCCCCACCGCCCUGAUACUGAAGGGUAGACCAAGUCCACAGAAGGUCUAUGGAGCACGAUAUUCAGAAGACAAGUGCUGGUACAGGUGUAAAGUGCAACAGCAAUCGGAUGACAAGUUCUACAUUUUGUACAUUGAUUAUGGAAAUAUGGAGAUUGCCAGCCGGUCUGAUUUAGUUGAACUCCCAGAUGACUUGCAGACAACGGGGCUUGCAAAAAAGUACAUGUUUUGGGGCUUUCAUGUGUCAAGCGAACAGAAUUCCCCACUUUAUUCACAGGGGAGGUCCUUCCUUCAGAAUAUGAUUCAUGGAAAGAACUUGCGUGUCCAUAAAAAGUCAGUUUGCUUUGACGGAACCAUCUUGGUUCAAGCCUUCCAGGGAAAUCUAGACAUUGGUGAGGAGCUGUUGAAAUUUAAGUUUGCGAGAGUCAGUCUCCCAGGCAACAAGGAGAACUCCCUCCCCUCAGUUGGUCUGCAAGAACAGGCAGGACUAUGGCCCACCAGGAACCCCCCAGUGCAGUUGGACAACCUCGGAUCCUCAUUAGGGUGCAUGCCCAAAUUACGACCAAUUAUCUCAGACCAGAAACCUCAAUGACUAACCCACAUUUCUUUGCAUUUUCUUAGGGAGCAGAAAACCACCAUUGCUCUCCAGCCUGUGGAGAAAUUAAAUAUUGACCAGGAACCUAUAAUAGAGAUCAGGUCACAAAAGACAGAUGUAGACGUACAGCAGGAUACUGAGCUGAAUGAGACAAAGUCUAAGCUGCAGAGGAUGAGAGUGGUGAUAGAAGAGAAGGAGAUGGAGAUCAAGAAGCUCAAAGAGGAAGGAAGUGCCAUCCAGCAGUAUUCAACUCUCCUGGGGCAGCAGCUUGAAGAGGCCAAAUUGGAGCUCCAGGUACCAGUGGGAUAGCACUGGACAGUGAAGGAGAUUAAAUGUAAUCAUCCGACAACAGUUGCAGACAGAAUUUCCCAGCUGGCUAAGAAAGUGGAUUCUCUGAGGAAGCUAAGGGAGAGUAACCCAUGCUCUACUGCUGAGGAUCACCUGUUAGAAUCCAUCACCAUCAUCAUGAACUACAGGAUCUCAAUGCCUUUGAGCUCAGAGAAGCUGGAGCUUGCAUGGAAAGUGUAUGAUCAAACCCUGAAGAAUCUAAGAGCAUGUCAAACUAUGGGGGAAAUAGAGUCUCUGGUGAACAGCAGGAAUGAGGCCCGCAAUGCUCUCUCAGCUGCUGUGGACAACUUCCUGCUGGAGAUAGACAAGCUACCAAUUAAUGAUCGCCUUGGUAGGCUGAAGGAAGUUGGGUCAUCAUUGAGUGCAAUGUUUAAUUCAGUUGCACUGGAGGAGCAAACAGAGGAAUAUUCUUUUGAGAGGUUCUGUGAGUGGAAGAGACAGAAACACCAGAAAAUCAAGAAUGUGCAAAGAGCUACAGAUGAAGCUCUCCUUGCCCUUAGCAACUGGGCAGCCAGACUUAGCAAGUUUUUGUGUUUGAUGGAGAAAACGUCACUGACAGAGGAAGAUGUUGCUGAAGGUGUGGGUGAGAUCCUGAUGAAUGCUGACACAGCCGUGUGUGAAGAACUCACUACUGCAUUCUCUGAACAGGAAAGUCAUGAGAGGAAAAUAGUGUGCAAUGCCUUUCACAAAGCCAUGCAGGACAUCCAAAGAGAGCGUUGUUUGUUAGAGGACAUCAGGCAGAAGUAUGAACUCAACACAAAGUUUAAGCAGGAAGUCCAGCAGUGGGAGAGCAGCCCUCCUAAAGCAGAUGAGCUGUUUUCAGUGAAAAAGCGCAUCAGGAGCCUGCGAUCUCAGCUUCGCUGGAAACUGGUAGAGGUCAGCUGUCUGGAGGAGGCAGAAGAGCUGGACCUGCCUGAGAUUCUUAAGAAGAAGGAGGAGAUCGCUGAGACGAGAAAUGCUCUCUUUCAAGAAAUCAGCCACGAGAAGAAGCAAUAUAAAAUGUUGUGUGACCUGGUGAACAGUGGCUUUCCAGAACUACCGAUGAUCUACCCUGAUGCUGACAUAAAAAGCUUCAUGAGCUCUGCAGGGCUGUUAAUGAAGAGCUUGGACAGAGACAUGUUUGACGCAGAGCCAAUGAGAGAGCUGAGUGGACGGAGACCUCUUUUAAGCACAGACUUCCAGGGGCAGAAAGUAGUCCUGAAGUGCUACACCAUAGAUGAAGAGUCUGAGGAGAAGAUGCUUAAACAGGCUGCCCAGUAUCACAGAGCUCAGCAGCAGAAUCCGUCUACAACUGUGCCUCUUUUGGCCCUGUUUUGCGGCAAAUCUGAUCCACUGGCCUACAUCAUGGUACCACACUACUCUAACGUAAAUCUCAGAGCCAUUCAGAAAUCCUCCCCACUGUCCCCUUCUGAGAUUAAGAAGGUAAUGAAAGGCGUAACUCUGGGUCUACAGAGUCUCCAUGCAGCGUCUGUUACUCAUGCAUCUCUACACCCCAAUAAUGUGUUUGUCAUUGGCAGAGAGAAAGGCAUUGUGGGGGAUUAUGAUCUCACAAAAACACCUGAGCAGAGGGUGACUGACAGUGGAAUGGUUGCUGGCACCAUCAGUUUGGUGGCUCCAGAGUUGAGACGUGGUAAGCCCCCCUCCCAAGCCAGCGACAUGUAUGCGUUUGGAGGCAUCAUGCUUUGGCUACAUGUUCCAGACUUUAAUGGAGCUCUAGAGAGUGAGCAUCUACAUGUAGAGCUCACUGGACUACAUCUGGAUGCCAAUUUACAAGUCCUCCUCUCAAAGCUACUGGUUUCAUCUGAAAGACUUUCUGCCCCUGAGACUCUUAAGCAUGACUACUUCCUCUCAGCUGAUAUAUAAGUGAAAAGUUUUCAUGUUUGCAUUGUUUUUCUUUAAAAAAAACAAAAAA